UUGGACCACCCCAUGUAUGUAAACAUUGCAGACAUAGAGGUGUGUGUGAUCCAACCUUCGGCUAUUCACAUGUAUGGCUGAGUCAUCAGAGGCUGAUCAGAAGUUUGGACAGGUGAGGGUUGGACAUCUAUCCAGGUCAACCAAAUUUUAUACUGGAGUUGGUGAUACAAAAACACUAUACUCAAGGAGUUCUUUGGACAAUUCGGUACGUCUUUGGACUUGUGGGGUAUGGGUCCGCCCACCCCCUUGUGGAACCUCUCUAAGUCGCCAAGGAUAUCCCUUACCGAUGGUGGGAGAAGAAGAUGCCAAAGCUUUGCGUGAAAAUGCGGCCUUAGCGGGCAAGGUGCACGGUCACGUGGCGAAGUUCCUGCCGGGUGUGACGCUGGAGGAGGUGUUGGAUGCCUUGGAUCGAGGAAGACACGAAGGAGGACUGGGUACCUUCUGGGUGCUGGACCCCAUCGAUGGCACCAAAGGCUUUCUGCGGAAGGCGCAGUAUGCGAUCUGCCUUUGUCUGGUGAAGGAUGGUGACAUCCUGGUCUCUGCGCUGGGAUGCCCCAACCUACCAGUGUCCUUCGCCGAUCCGGAGAGUCCCAUCGGCUGCGUUUUCCACGCCGCGAAGGGCCUCGGCUGUGUGCAGCUGAACCUUCACGACGGGGCGGAACACGCCGUCCGUGUGGACGCUCUGAGGGGCGCGGAUGCCACGUACGUUGAAUCGUACGAGUCGGCGCAUUCCAGCCACAGCCAACACGCCCAGAUCGCCGAACGCUUGAAGCUUGGGCCGCCUCGGCGCAUGGACAGCCAGUGCAAAUUUGGAGUCUUGGCGCGGGGCGAAGCCUCACUCUAUUUGCGGCUCUCCGAUCGUGAUCAAUCCAUUUGGGACAUCGCGCCGGGCGCCAUGGUCGUACAGGAAGCCGGAGGGCAGGUGACGGAUGUGCGUGGCCGGCCCUUAUCCUUCUCAGCUGGUCGCACCGUAGGGGUCCCAGCACUCUUUGCCUCGAAUGGCAUGAUGCAUGAGGAAGUCCUUAAAGCCAUUGCCGGAAUGGACUCCUAGAUGCGGAUGUGCCGCGGAUGUGUGAAAUUUACGACGCUUUCUUUUGGCAGAGGCAAGCGAUAGGCAAUCUCAGGUUGCCAAGUUGGGCAUGUCACGUCCACAUUGAGGAAUUUUUCGGGCCGUGUUGCGAGGCUCAAUUGGUCUCGCGGCUCAGUAUGGAAUCAAUUUGGUGCUGAUCAACUCUGAUGCA
Messenger RNA from Durusdinium trenchii, 1241 nucleotides. Lineage: Eukaryota; Dinophyceae; Suessiales; Symbiodiniaceae. The record is from the annotation of a GenBank genome assembly.